AUGACAGAACAACAGCAACCGUCAAUUCCAGUGGUUCAACCUUUAGAAUUGAUUGAUAAAUGUAUCGGAUCAUCGAUAUUUGUCUUGAUGAAAGAUGAUAAAGAACUGGUAGGAACGCUUAGAGGAUUUGAUGAUUAUAUUAACAUGAUUCUAGACAAUGUCACGGAAUACUCCUAUAGCGUGGAUGGCUCUCGGAAAGAAACCAAGCUUCCUUCCCUUAUCUUAAAUGGAAACAAUGUUGCAAUUCUUGCUCCUGGACUCACAGAACCUCCAGAAGAGGAGUUGAAUGAAGACGUACGAUUCUAA
Naegleria fowleri is the source of this 306-nucleotide messenger RNA. RefSeq lists its product as uncharacterized. The coding region runs from base 1 to 306 and encodes 101 amino acids. Gene Ontology annotation, cellular component: Lsm1-7-Pat1 complex; U4/U6 x U5 tri-snRNP complex; U6 snRNP. The transcript has 3 exons. Gene Ontology annotation, biological process: mRNA splicing, via spliceosome. Gene Ontology annotation, molecular function: RNA binding. Lineage: Eukaryota; Heterolobosea; Eutetramitea; Acrasida; Naegleriidae. The record is from RefSeq and is a predicted model, not a curated record.